AUGGCGUGCGGGAGUGAACCUUCCAUGGACGCGCAGGAUGGCAACCUCAUCUUCAACGUUGGCACUUCCAAGAGCGUGGUCAUUCGGCAAGGCGAAGCAACCAUUGACCUCUUGCGCGUCCUGUACAGCCUGCAAACAGCGCUCGCCAAUGCGCAAGCUGAGAUUGCGAUGCUAAAAGCUUCACAGGCCACGCUCGAUGCCACCUUGGAACACAACGUCACCCAACUCCUUACUCAAAAGGCCGAUCAAAGCGAGCUGGAGAUCACCGUGGCCAGUGCCGUGGACUCAAUGCGCAAUUAUGCCGACGAAGCUGUUCAAGGCAUGUCCAAUUGUGCGGCUGAGGAGGCUGCUGCUGCUCGUCUGGCCCUAGUCAACACCACGGCCUUUGUGGGCUUGGAACAACGUGUCGCAGUUUUAGAGACCACUUUUGUCUCGCAGACAAGCCUGGCCGAGGACCUCCAGGAAGUGGUCAUUGACGUGUCUGAAACCCUUGACCAUGAGCUGCAGUACGUCUACGGCAACAUGUCCCUCCUCGGCGCCGACCUGGCCAAUACAACCUUCAACGCCAACGCCGAUGAGAUUCUCCGCUGCUUCUCGCUUGGUCUGGUGUAUGAUGCUGAAUCGGAUGCCUGCAUUCCCACUUACUUGCAUACGGGCUGUCCAGCUGGCGGCCCUAGCGUGGCCAAUGCAAUGGGCUGUGCAUCAGGAUUUGCGGCCACCAAUACAGCCAAGUUUGUCUGCAACGCGCUCUCAGAGUGGAUACCCGUGUCGGGCGAUGCUCUCGUGUGCACGGACGUGGAUGAAUGCGCAGCGGGGGCCACUUGUCCCGAGCUGGCGACAUGUACAAAUCUCGUGGGCUCGUACGAGUGCCGAUGCCCAGGCGGCGACACAGUGGCUCGAGAUGCGCCUGCUUGCUACGGUUUGUACAUGCACUUCUUGGACACUCCGGAGAAGCUGCUGUUUGACUUUACCCAAGAUUGCGGCAAGCAAGAGUCCGACGUGUCGAGCUCUAUUCCUCAAGGGGCCGUGGCCAUUGUGGCUUCUCUAACCUCCUACAACUCGCUUCGCAACGAUCACUGCGUGUAUUCGCUCGGCCGCGACAACGACGUGCCUUGCUCCUUUUCCUCCGGGGGCGUCUACAGCACCAAUACCUACUACAACGAUGUCUUGCAGACGCAAAAUGGAGAAAAUGGUGGUCCACAAUACCAUGGAUUCUCCUCGGGCACAUCGAUUAUUCCGCUCAAUGGGCGCACUGUCAAAAGCAGCAUCCAUGGCAUGACACAUGGUGUCAACUAUCUCACCGUCUAUAUCUAUGGAUAUGUAAUGGGUGUGGACGGACGCUCUACCCUGCUGGAGGUCAAUCAAGUACACAAUCUCCGCCUGGCAAGCUCCUCGGCAGCGACCAUCGCCUCUCUUCAAACGCAGCAUGUGCCCGCCAGCGGAGUUGCGGGCGUUCUGACGACCGCCACCACGUUUGUCGACACACAUCGUGACCACUACUGGACCAACUUUGGACCAGAUAUCAACCUCACCUACCCCAACUGGGAUGCUCAACCCAGCGAGACGACUUCCUUCUGGGGCGAUGCCGUCAUCACGAACGAUGGCGACGCCUCAGUCGCCAGUGCUUAUUACGGCUACAGCCAAUUCCUGAUGACGGGCACUGCGGACGAUGGCACUGUCCGAGUAGAAACCAAUGUUGGCUUUAAUGACGCCGGUACCUCCUACUUGACGGUUGCGGUCUUUGGCUAUAUUCCCAAAGGUCCCUUCACCAAUAUCAUCUACCUUGAGGCGGCACAGCGCCGCACAAUCAGCUUUGACCCCACCACACGCACUGUCAUUAACAACAUUGCUCCUCCUGCAGCUACAGGCAUCCCGGUCACAGCCAAGGCCCUGAUUACAACCAUCUUCACUUACGACGCGCCAGGCAUCAGCGACCAUGUCAAUCACCUGUUUGGUCGCGACGCAUCAACCAACGUGAACAGCUGGGACAACAGCAUUCAUGACAACAACGUUUAUUUUAAUGAUGUGCAGAUCACACACGAUGGAAGUGCGGGAUCCAAGAAUUACUACGGCUUCUGGCACGGCACGCAAAUCAUCCCACUCAAGGCCAACGGCAAUUUUGACGCCAUUCUGUGCGACGGCGCCGCCAAUGAUGGCACGCCCCACCGCGUGGCCAUCAACAUUGUCGGCUACGUCGCCGCUUAG
This is a messenger RNA of Monosiga brevicollis MX1, 2205 nucleotides long. RefSeq lists its product as uncharacterized. Bases 1 to 2205 code for a protein of 734 amino acids. Lineage: Eukaryota; Choanoflagellata; Craspedida; Salpingoecidae. The record is from RefSeq and is a predicted model, not a curated record. Gene Ontology annotation, molecular function: calcium ion binding. The transcript has 12 exons.